Molecule: messenger RNA, 2069 nt
Organism: Ziziphus jujuba (common jujube)
Lineage: Eukaryota; Viridiplantae; Streptophyta; Magnoliopsida; Rosales; Rhamnaceae
Product: preprotein translocase subunit SCY1, chloroplastic
Exons: 8
Coding region: 78-1700 (540 amino acids)
Biological process (GO): SRP-dependent cotranslational protein targeting to membrane, translocation
Cellular component (GO): chloroplast thylakoid membrane
Molecular function (GO): signal sequence receptor activity; transmembrane protein transporter activity
Source: RefSeq, a predicted model, not a curated record
CACUCGGACCAUGGAGCUAAAACGAACCCAUUUGACGAAAAAGAAGAUUACCAAGCAAAAACAAGAGGGAGAUAAUAAUGUUGAUAACGGUCAGAGAAGCUUCUUCUUCUUCCUUCUCUCUGCUUCGUUUCAACAGUUUCAGUUCCAAGGCUUCCCCAGGACUGAAAAAAUCAAGUUUUCAAGCCAGCUUAUCUUUUCAGAGAAAACCCAAUACCACCAAACCAUGGAAUCUUGGCCUUCUCUCUACCAGGUCUGAAGAUCCAGUUUUUGAUCCCCUGGGUAUAAAUUCAGAUGUACCUUCUAGUCUAAAUGUAGCAUGGGAAAAUUUUCUGGGCUUUUUCUCACAAACAUAUGAGAGUGCCUCGAGUACAAAAAAGGAUAAAUCUUCAGCUCGAGGAGUGGCAGCUGCAAUAGAGGAUAGUUCCAUUGAUUUUGGAGACUUCUUCAAAGGUCCAUUACCAGGAAAGUUCCUUAAGCUUUUGGCAUAUUUGGCUGUAUCCAGACUUGGAAUAUACAUACCUCUUGGUGGGGUAAAUAGGGAGGCUUUUGUAGGAAAUUUGGAUCAGAACAGUUUGUUGAGCACAUUAGACUCAUUUUCUGGAGGAGGCAUUGGUAGACUUGGGAUAUGCUCGCUUGGUAUCGUUCCCUUUAUCAAUGCACAGAUUGUCUUCCAACUUCUUGCCCAGAUUUACCCCAAAUUACAAGAUCUUCAAAAAAGAGAAGGCGAAGCAGGGAGAAAGAAAAUCCUCCAGUAUACUCGAUAUGCUUCAGUUGGAUUUGCCAUAGUACAGGCAAUUGGCCAAGUACUCUAUCUCCGUCCCUAUGUGAAUGACUUCAGUACACAAUGGGUUUUAUCUUCUGUUAUCUUAUUGACGCUUGGCUCUGUAUUCACAACAUAUAUUGGGGAACGAAUCUCUGACCUAAAACUUGGAAAUGGAACAUCUCUAUUGAUAUUCACUAGCAUUAUCUCCUACUUGCCAGCAUCUUUUGGUAGAACCAUUGUACAAGCUUUUCAAGAUGGUAACUAUGUUGGACUUGCCACCAUCAUCUUAUCCUUCUUCCUUUUGGUCCUUGCAAUUGUGUACGUUCAGGAAGCAGAGAGGAAAAUCCCACUCAAUUAUGCCUCAAGAUACACCAGUAGAGGUGGAGGACUUCAAAAAUCUGCUUACCUACCCUUCAAGGUGAAUAGUUCUGGAGUGAUGCCGAUUAUAUUUUCCACAUCAACUUUAGCACUUCCUGGUACAGUAGCACGCUUCACUGGUUUAGCUGCAUUAAAGAAGGCUGCAGUGGCUUUAAAUCCUGGGGGUUCGUUCUAUCUACCAACCAACAUCCUAUUAAUAGCCUUCUUCAACUAUUACUAUACGUUCCUACAGUUGGAUCCUGAUGAUGUAAGUGAACAAUUGAAGCGCCAAGGUGCAUCAAUUCCACUUGUACGGCCGGGUAAAAGUACAGCUGCAUUUAUUAAAACGGUCCUAAGUCGGAUAUCAGUGCUUGGUUCAGCAUUUCUGGCAAUCCUUGCUGCUGGUCCUGCCGUGGUAGAACAAACCACACACCUGACAGCAUUCCGGGGCUUUGCAGGCACAUCGGUUCUCAUUCUUGUUGGUUGUGCAACAGACACUGCAAGAAAGGUUCAAGCAGAGAUAAUAUCCCAGAAGUACAAGAACAUAGAAUUCUACGACAUUGACAAGUUUGGCCCAUAGAAGAGCUGCAAAGCAAUGGUUUAGGAAAGGAUGAUUCUUUUUCAUAAGAAAGAAAAAAAAAAAAGAAAGCUAAUGGGAUAUGGCUUUCAAAGAUGAGGUUUUUGUAAUUUAGAGAGGAAGGUGAAGUGAUGUUUGAAUUUGUCUUGUUGGAGUUAAUUUUUGCAAAAUAACAUGGAUUGGUUCACUGUUAAAGUUUGUACAUAUUGCUGCUGAAAAAUGCCAAUAACUUUCCUUCACAUAUGGUCUUUAGAUAGCUUUGGGAUAAUAUAGCAUAGCAUAGCAUAGAAUUGUAAUUGAACCUUUGGACUGCAAAUGUCAUACAUGUAUUUUUAAGUCGUCAAUCAAUUUAGUUGGUAUUUCCCAUCAAAA